AUGUUAGACGGACAACAGUGUAUAAUACACUUUCCCCCAGUUAUCGAGACACAGACGUAUAUGUUAGACGGACAACAGUGUAUAAUACACUUCCCCCCAGUUAUCGAGACACAGACGUAUAUGUUAGACGGACAACAGUGUAUAAUACACUUUCCCCCAGCUAUCGAGACACAGACGUAUAUGUUAGACGGACAACAGUGUAUAAUACACUUCCCCCCAGCUAUUGAGACACAUACGUAUAUGUUAGACGGACAACAGUGUAUAAUACACUUCCCCCCAGCUAUUGAGACACAGACGUAUAUGUUAGACGGACAACAGUGUAUAAUACACUUCCCCCCAGCUAUUGAGACACAUACGUAUAUGUUAGACGGACAACAGUGUAUAAUACACUUCCCCCCAGUUAUCGAGACACAGACGUAUAUGUUAGACGGACAACAGUGUAUAAUACACUUCCCCCCAGCUAUUGAGACACAGACGUAUAUGUUAGACGGACAACAGUGUAUAAUACACUUUCCCCCAGUUAUCGAGACACAGACGUAUAUGUUAGACGGACAACAGUGUAUAAUACACUUCCCCCCAGUUAUCGAGACACAGACGUAUAUGUUAGACGGACAACAGUGUAUAAUACACUUUCCCCCAGCUAUCGAGACACAGACGUAUAUGUUAGACGGACAACAGUGUAUAAUACACUUCCCCCCAGUUAUCGAGACACAGACGUAUAUGUUAGACGGACAACAGUGUAUAAUACACUUCCCCCAGUUAUUGAGACACAGACGUAUAUGUUAG
Molecule: messenger RNA, 786 nt
Organism: Mytilus trossulus (common blue mussel)
Lineage: Eukaryota; Metazoa; Mollusca; Bivalvia; Mytilida; Mytilidae
Exons: 1
Coding region: 1-786 (261 amino acids)
Source: RefSeq, a predicted model, not a curated record